AUGGAGACUGCAGUUUCCAACAUGAAAUCUCUCGAGAUUUUCAUUUUUGCUUCUCGUCGUUCUUCGUUCAGUGCAUUCAAAAUUCUCCGAGUUUCAUCAUCCAAAAUGCAAACCCGCUCCUCGAAGCCUUCUCUACCCAAAAAUGAAUCCCUCCCUUCGAAAAGUAAAUCCCGUGACAUGUCCUCCGAAACACCAACCCAACGCCAUUUUCAGCGGCUCGAUCAAUUUGCACCCCUCAUCAAUGCAUUCAAGAGAAGAACCCGUUCCGCAGACAUCCUCAAAAUACUGCCGGAGGAUGUUCAGAUGAUCAGACGUGCCCUCCCGCAGUUUAGGGAGUUAAGAGGUCAAGAAGUCAUGCUUGUUCUGGGAUUCUGCAUGAAGCCUGAUGAUGAGGAAGAAUGUAAAACGGAUAAAAUUGUAUCGGCGCUUCAGAUGCAAGGAGAAAACCCAGUAUUAUUUUUGGAUCUUCGCAAUGAGUGUCGCCGCAAGAAAGACAAUUCUGGAUGCUUCUCUGUCAUGGAGAAUGAAGUCGAGGUCUUGUUAGCCUCGAAGGCUCUGGAGAUUCAGAUCGCCCAAGAGGAAUUUGGCAUCACGAUACGUGCGGUCCUCACAUUUUCGGGAUGCUGGGAUCACGAUCGCUGGAGUAGAAUUCUGGCAGCUCUUGAGUCCCUGGAAAACUCCCCUCCUCAUUACCUGCACGAAACUCAACAUCUCUCGAGAAUGCAGCACACGCAACUCAAGUAUUUUGCGAAAACUCUGUCCCAGACCGUAAUGCAAGAUUGGAGUGAAAAGAAAAUUCUGGACUCGUUCAAAAGUGUCGGGGUCGUAGAGACAAGACUCGUCCCUCGAGUGCCUAAAGAUUUUGGCGCAAGAUAUAGAAAGUUGAAUGAGAUUGCCGAAGAGAGCAUGGAGGGGUUGGAAUCUGGACCCGAAGAAUCAGAGAAGGAUGAGAAGAUUGUCAAGAAACCAAGGAUUGAGAAUCUUCUGGUCGAGAAUGAGGGAUCGGAUGAAGACGAGAUCCCCGAGAUGAAGAACAGAUCUCGUAAAUCAUAUGCAUCGGUGGCUUGUCAAAGUUGCAGGAAAGGUAAAGAAAAGUGUGACGGGAAUACACCUUGCGCCAGAUGCGUCAGGUUGGACAAGGAAUGUGUCCCCGGCGAGCCCAGGGCUAAGAGAGGCACGAAGACCUCCAAGGGUUAA
Messenger RNA from Aureobasidium melanogenum CBS 110374, 1197 nucleotides. RefSeq lists its product as uncharacterized. Gene Ontology annotation, biological process: regulation of DNA-templated transcription. NCBI's taxonomy places the organism in Eukaryota, Fungi, Ascomycota, Dothideomycetes, Dothideales, Saccotheciaceae. The record is from RefSeq and is a predicted model, not a curated record. Gene Ontology annotation, molecular function: DNA-binding transcription factor activity, RNA polymerase II-specific; zinc ion binding. The transcript has a single exon. Bases 1 to 1197 code for a protein of 398 amino acids.